AUUAUUGUAAAUAAUUAACUGUGUGAUCCAAGUGAGGGCAAAAGAAGGAGGUGGAGUAGGAGGGGGAGAUGAAAGGUGGGACUGGCGGUGGUGGAAUUGCUCUCGAGAAGCGCCGAUGGAGGGGUCUGGCCAUUGCUGUCCUCUUCCUUGUCGUCCUCUCAAUGCUUGUUCCUCUUGGAUUUUUGCUUGGCCUACACAAUGGCUUUCACUCUGCAGGAAAUAUGGCUCUUCAACACCCUUCACCUUCGGGGGAUCGCUCAAGGCAUAUAGAUAAUCUUGUGAGAAAAUUAGGACCUACUCUACCAAAGGAUAUUCUUAGAGGACAUGUAAAUGAAGCUAAAAAUGAAACUAGCAGUAGAAAUGCCACACCCAAAUUUCAGCAGCAAAAAGGCAUUCCAAUUCCGCCUCAAGUUGUUAUGCAACCAGUUACCGGAAAAAAUACUAGUAACGUUAAUGGGAAAGCAAGAACAAAGGCUGGUCCUGAUGAAAGUGGGGGAUUAUGUGAGUUGAAAUAUGGGAGCUACUGCAUUUGGCAUGAAGAAAAUGUGGAAGCAAUGCAAGAUUCCAUGGUGAAGAAAUUGAAGGAUCAACUUUUUGUGGCUAGGGCAUAUUUUCCUAGUGUUGCAAAAAUGCCAACCCAGAACAAGUUGUCUGUUGAACUGAAACAAAAUAUUCAAGAAUUUGAGCGUGUCCUUAGUGAAAUUACAACAGAUGUUGAUCUUCCUCGAGAGAUUCAGAAGAAGUCACAAAGGAUGGAAGCUGCAAUAGCAAAGGCCAAAUCAGUUACUUCGGAUUGUAAUAAUGUUGACAAGAAAUUGAGACAAAUAUUUGACUUGACCGAGGAUGAAGCUAACUUCCACAUGAAGCAGGGUGCCUUUCUGUAUCAACUUGCAGUCCAGACAAUUCCCAAGAGCCUGCACUGCCUGUCUAUGAGGCUAACUGUGGAAUAUUUCAGAGACCAUUCAUUUGAUAAGGAGCUGUCUGAGAAAUAUUCUGAUCCUACAUUGCGACAUUAUGUUCUAUUCUCCAAUAAUGUCAUUGCAUCAUCAGUUGUAGUAAACUCAACUGUUAUGCAUGCAAAAGACAGUUUAAACCAGGUUUUUCAUGUGCUAACUGAUGGACAGAAUUACUAUGCAAUGAAACUUUGGUACCUCAAGAAUACUUUCAAGGAUGCUGUUGUUCAGGUGUUGAAUAUUGAAGAUCUUAAUCCAGAUUAUUAUGAUAAAGCAACUCUAUCUCACCUGACAUUACCUGUAGAGUUUCGAGUUUCCUUUCACACCAAGGAUAAUGCACCAGUAAUACAUAAUCAUGUAUCUACUUUUUCUCAUUUUCAUUAUCUUCUUCCUAAGAUAUUCAGAAACUUGGAGAAAGUUGUGGUUCUGGAUGAGGAUGUUGUUGUUCAGAAAGACUUGUCAGCACUAUGGAGCCUCAACAUGGGAGGGAAAGUGAUUGGUGCUGUACAAACUUGCUCGGUGAGAAUGCAUCAGCUGCGGAGUUAUUUGGAUGAACACAGAUUCAAAAAAGAUUCGUGUUCUUGGAUGUCAGGAUUGAAUGUAAUUGAUCUGGCCAGGUGGAGAGACCUACACAUCUCUAAAACUUACUGGAAGUUGGUGAAAGAGGUCAGCAUGAAAGAGGGUUCGGCUUUGCUUGCAAGCUUGCUUACUUUUCAGGACCAAAUAUAUCCUCUUGACAGCAGGUGGGUUGUAUCGGGCCUUGGUCAUGACUAUGGACUUGAUAUCGAAGGCAUCAAGAAAGCUGCAGUGUUGCACUACAAUGGAAAUAUGAAACCUUGGCUUGAGCUGGGAAUUCCAAAAUACAAGGCGUACUGGAAGAAGUUUCUGAGCCAUGAUGAUCAAUAUCUGAGUGAGUGCAAUGUAAAUCGAUAGCAAGUUGGCGCUGAGGUCGAGUCUUUGGAUCCUUGGAAAAUUGGGAGCUCAAGGACCUAAGAGGUGAAAAUUUUGACAUGGAGCUAGAACUUUGAAGGAAUUAGAUGGCACAAAAGUGUAGCCAUGAUGAUCUUGAGCUUGAUGUGUGCAUUUUCUGAUGUUUAUUUUUUCAUUUUUUUAUUGUUUUUUUUGGGGGGGGGGGGUAAAAUAA
Messenger RNA from Hibiscus syriacus, 2097 nucleotides. Its product is annotated as probable galacturonosyltransferase 7. NCBI's taxonomy places the organism in Eukaryota, Viridiplantae, Streptophyta, Magnoliopsida, Malvales, Malvaceae. The coding region runs from base 69 to 1886 and encodes 605 amino acids. The transcript is spliced from 9 exons. Gene Ontology annotation, molecular function: polygalacturonate 4-alpha-galacturonosyltransferase activity. The record is from RefSeq and is a predicted model, not a curated record.